Tinamus guttatus (white-throated tinamou) is the source of this 561-nucleotide messenger RNA. Lineage: Eukaryota; Metazoa; Chordata; Aves; Tinamiformes; Tinamidae. The record is from RefSeq and is a predicted model, not a curated record.
GUCUUCUGCAACAUGGAGACGGGAGAGACCUGCGUCUACCCAACCCAGGCCACCAUCGCCCAGAAGAACUGGUACGUCAGCAAGAAUCCCAAGGAGAAGAAGCACGUCUGGUUCGGCGAAACGAUGAGCGACGGCUUCCAGUUCGAAUACGGCGGCGAGGGCUCCAACCCGGCCGACGUGGCCAUCCAGCUGACCUUCCUGCGCCUGAUGUCCACCGAGGCGUCCCAGAACAUCACCUACCACUGCAAGAACAGCGUCGCCUACAUGGACCGCGACAGCGGCAACCUGAAGAAGGCCCUGCUCCUGCAGGGCUCCAACGAGAUCGAGAUCCGGGCCGAAGGCAACAGCCGCUUCACCUACGGCGUCACCGAGGACGGCUGCACGAGUCACACGGGAGCCUGGGGCAAGACAGUCAUUGAGUACAAGACGACGAAGACCUCUCGCCUGCCCAUCAUCGAUUUGGCCCCCAUGGACGUUGGCGCUCCGGACCAGGAAUUCGGCAUCAACAUCGGCCCCGUCUGCUUCUUGUAAACCGGAAACCCCACGCGUACAGGAAAGAGU